Messenger RNA from Phasianus colchicus (ring-necked pheasant), 4571 nucleotides. It is a transcript of the gene CHRNB4, whose product is annotated as cholinergic receptor nicotinic beta 4 subunit. Gene Ontology annotation, cellular component: postsynaptic membrane. Gene Ontology annotation, molecular function: transmembrane signaling receptor activity; acetylcholine-gated monoatomic cation-selective channel activity. Gene Ontology annotation, biological process: monoatomic ion transmembrane transport. The record is from RefSeq and is a predicted model, not a curated record. Lineage: Eukaryota; Metazoa; Chordata; Aves; Galliformes; Phasianidae.
AGAAAUAAAAAUCCAUGCAGAGAGUGCUUUUCUACUCUUCGCACUGAACUCAUCUUCUCCACCUACAGAAAUGAGCCCAAAACAACUGAUGAACUGCUCAGGGAUGUAACAUAGUUGUAGACAGCACAGUUACAAUAACAACAACAAAGAACUGAGUAAGGUUCAUAGUAGCUCCCUUAAAGACAGCAAAAGAACAUACUGGUCUAUUUAGUGGAAAAAAGGUGGCUAAAGUGCCGAGGGGGAAGGUAAAUAAUUGCUCAAAGCAACAUAGAGUUUGUCUUAAAACAGCAGCAGCUGACCUUCUCCAAAAAGCUGCAGUUACGCAGCAACUGUGCUAUAUGCAGAAGUAAAGAUUAAGUGCGUAGUGCAUACAAAGGUUAUGCUGGUAAAUCAGGGAUGUCUCCACUGGGAGUCUGACUGCUGGGAGGUGGGACGAGAGCAGAACUGCAUCCUGCGAUCACCUUAAGCAGAGAGGAAUCUCAGUAUGGGCAUAAAAUAGUAAUUACAGGAUUAACAUCUUUUUUCUGUGAAGAAGCUUCAGUCUGUCCUACGGUGCUUGCAAAGGACAGGUAAGUUCUUUUUUUUUCCUUCCUUCCAUGUAUAUUUCCAUGGCAAGUUUCAAAACACACAAUACUGUACACUUUGCUGAACUCCUCAGAUGUAAAUGACAACUUCCACAGAAUUUCCCUAUCAUUGCUUUGGAGAAUCUUCAUGGCUACAGCCUUUUAUCAGCAGGCUGCAUUUAUUUCCUUAUGAAAUCCAGCCAAAUGCUACUGACAACAAAUUCCCCCUUUCUCUUCUGCAGCUCCCAAAAAGCCUUUUGGAGUUCUGGUUCACAGGACAUACGUGUGGGUCUUAGAGUGUUGUAAUCAGACAAUCAACCUUUUCUCUUGACGUAGAAGAUGACCUCUGCUAGGUCUAUAAUUUAUUCACGUGACUUUUACUAACAGGUCCUACAGCACAAAGUUAUAUCCAGCUCUUCUCACGCUGCUGUUCCCAGCUCCUGCAUUUAUUAACCAGAAAGCCUUCCAAAUGUUAUCUGGUAGCACAAAUUAAGCAGUUUUGUUCUGCGGAUCGUGUUCCUUAGCUCGCUCUUUCAUUUCCUCUCAUUCAACAUUAUCACAUUAUGUUCCCUCUUCUUAUGUGCUUUUCCUCUACACAAAGCUCUUUAAACAGCUGCAAAGGGGGAGGGACCACAAUGCUUAUGAAAACUCCACUUUGCAGAAUGCUUCUGCCAGGUCCUACAGUCUGUCUCUUUCCAGGGAUUUAAUACCUCCAAGAUUCAGGAUUGCUUUUACAUCUCUUGCUUGUGCAACCCUGACAACAGAGCCUACUGCCAGCUGUCUUAAUUGAAGAGCAGUAACCACCUCUUCCUGUUACUGCCAUGAGGAAUACGUACACUCUCUUUCUCUUUGUAGUGGGCUCCUUCUAUUUCAACGGAAGCACUGCAGCAGAUGCUGAGGAAAAGCUAAUGAACCACCUACUGAGUCCUGACAGGUACAACAAGUUAAUUCGCCCAGCUGUCAACUCAUCCCAGUUGGUAUCUAUAGAACUGCAGGUUUCCCUGGCACAGCUCAUCAGUGUGAAUGAACGAGAGCAGAUCAUGACUACAAAUGUCUGGUUAAAUCAGGAGUGGAUUGAUUAUCGUUUGGCUUGGAAGCCUUCUGACUACGAAGGAAUAAAUAUGCUGAGAAUACCUGCAAAACAUAUCUGGCUGCCAGACAUUGUGCUUUACAAUAAUGCGGAUGGUACGUAUGAAGUUUCACUAUACACAAAUGCAAUUGUACAGAAUAAUGGAAGCAUUCGCUGGUUGCCUCCAGCAAUUUACAAGAGUGCCUGCAAGAUUGAGGUUAAGCAUUUCCCAUUUGAUCAACAAAACUGCACCUUAAAGUUCCGGUCUUGGACGUAUGAUCAUACAGAAAUUGAUAUGGUACUUAAAACUUCCAUGGCAAGCAUGGAUGACUUUACACCAAGUGGAGAAUGGGAUAUUGUAGCACUCCCAGGAAGAAGAACUGUAAAUCCUUUGGAUCCCAAUUAUGUUGAUGUGACAUAUGACUUCAUUAUUAAAAGGAAACCUCUUUUUUAUACCAUCAAUCUUAUAAUUCCCUGUGUGCUAAUUACAUCCUUAGCCAUCCUGGUGUUCUACUUGCCUUCAGACUGCGGUGAAAAAAUGACCUUAUGCAUAUCUGUGUUGCUUGCUUUGACCGUGUUCUUACUGCUGAUCUCCAAAAUUGUUCCUCCAACAUCUCUAGACGUGCCACUGAUUGGGAAGUAUCUCAUGUUUACAAUGGUACUGGUGACCUUCUCGAUAGUUACUAGUGUCUGCGUACUCAAUGUCCACCAUAGAUCUCCAAGUACUCACACCAUGCCUCCAUGGGUAAAGUUGGUUUUCCUUGAAAGACUCCCAGCCUACCUGUUCAUGAAGCGACCAGAAAAUAAUUCUCCACGGCAAAAGCCCUGCAACUGCAAAAAGACAAGAGCAGAGAAUCUUUGCAUGGACCCAGCCAACUUCUACAAGAACUCUACUUACUUUGUGAACACAGCCUCUGCCAAAAAGUAUGACAUGAAAAUCACUGAUACUCUUGACAAUGUCAGCAGCCAUCGAGAUUUUAGGUUAAGAACAGGCACAAAAUUUUCUCCUGAAGUCCAAGAAGCAAUUGAUGGAGUCAGUUUUAUAGCAGAGCACAUGAAAAGUGAUGACAACGACCAAAGUGUCAUUGAAGACUGGAAGUAUGUUGCCAUGGUAGUGGACAGGCUGUUUCUCUGGAUAUUUGUCCUUGUUUGUGUUCUGGGGACUGUUGGAUUAUUUCUGCAGCCACUCUUUCAAAACCACAUUGCUGCCACGAACCCUUAGCUCUUAUCUAAAAUUGUCAAUGCCUACACAGAUGCUGGGUCUCAUCCUGCUCUCAGUUUCCCUCUGCUAAAUCCAGAGAGAUGUCAGACGAGUUGCUCUCCCAUCGGAUGUACGGUAGGGAUGUGGAAAGCAGCAACAUUAUUUUGAUAGGAAAAAAUAUAUUUAAAAAAAAAAGCAUUUUUCCCAAUGAGUUCAGUACUUCUGGUGAUCUCAUGGCUCUUUUUUCAACUCUCUGAAGCCUGAAUAUUAGAGAAAGACAUUUCCUGUAUAAUGUGCCAGCUUGGCUCACAAGGAUUGUUUAUUAAAAGGGUAUUUUAUAUACAUUGCCUCAGGAAAGCCAUUUUCUUUCCUUAGAAUACUGCAGUUUCCAUACUACAAAGGAGGCAUUUAUUUCCUCAAAUGCAUCAAAAUGAUUUGUGUCUGAUUUAUACAGAGCGUGGCAGGUGGAAUCAUUGUUUAACUGUGUUGACUGUGAUAUUUAAGACUGAACUGAGAAACAGAGCCAUACUCCUGGUUUCUCAUUGUGCUGUCCCUGCUAGUAGGUUAAUCAACAAAGGCCAAAUUAAUAUGUAAUAUUAACAUUUAUAUGCUCUGUUCAGUGACAAAAUGUAAAUAAAAUGCAAAAAUUCUCCCUUAUAUAUAGUCCUGAAACAUUCCUACAAUUUUUAACAGCUCAUAUAAGUGGCAUUCACAUACACCUUCAUGAAUCUAAGGCUAAAAGUAGAAGAAAGCAUCCUGGGAACAAACCAGCUGUGAAAAGUGGCUAAGACACCUGAGAACAAACCUGCAUGUUUUGCUGAGGAGAUGUUAAAGCAGGUUUAAAUACCAUCCUAAACAAUCAUAUAAGUGCUAUAAAAGUACAUAACACAGGUAGUGUCUUGGCAAAGGAUGGAUGAGGGCCUGAGCAUCCCACCAAACACGGUUUCAGCCAACCUCUUAACCUCCACAAAGAGAAGUGCAGUCCUGAUAUUCUUCAAGCUAAACCAACCUCAGCUUCUCCUAGAGGUGUUAUCAGGACACAUACCAAUGUUACAAGCACUGACAGGUACAAAUGACUGGUGAACAAAUUUAAAAUUCACUACUUGAGCAGGGGAUCUGGCUUACCUGUCCUGGGAGAGGAUUAGCAGACACUUAAAGCUGUCUUCUUCAGCAGGCUCUGGCCUGAUUUGCUUUCAUUAGAACUUUAGUUUAGUUCACCUUAGUGAUGUCCCUAUCUAGAUCACUGCUACAGAUAAUAACACAGAUAUACAUGUGCCACAGAAACCUUCCCAAUCGUUCACAGAAAUUCCAAGACCUUUGCUGACCCACGUGUUCUCUCCCCACCUCCCCCUAGGGGUGGCAAUGCUUCUGUCCUCUCCCAGACAUUAACUGCUCUGGACAUACCCCAUGGGGCCUGGAUGAAGGUGGAGUUCAAAAGGGGUUAAAUCUGCUUCUCUCGCCUCAAAUAUCUAAUCUUAAACCUAAAUAGCACAGCUGUUUUACUGCAGCAACAGAAACAGUGGCUGUGAGAUGAGAGACAACCCAAGGGAACGGAGGAGCACUUUGUCCAUCCCAGGAGACUCCUCUGUGUUAGGUUAUCUGCCAGCAGCUGCCAUGGCAUAGAAUAUCAUAAGCACAUGUGCACACAAUGCCCCAGCUGCUAGGUAGUUCUUUCUGCUUACAGAGAAGCCAGAGGGAAGCCAGAGCAGCUGCCGGUGCUGCGCAGACAGUGUAAAGG